Molecule: messenger RNA, 5027 nt
Organism: Neofelis nebulosa (Clouded leopard)
Lineage: Eukaryota; Metazoa; Chordata; Mammalia; Carnivora; Felidae
Product: rho-related GTP-binding protein RhoG-like
Exons: 5
Coding region: 896-1498 (200 amino acids)
Biological process (GO): small GTPase-mediated signal transduction; regulation of actin cytoskeleton organization; actin filament organization
Cellular component (GO): cell projection; cytoplasmic vesicle; plasma membrane
Molecular function (GO): GTPase activity; GTP binding; protein kinase binding
Source: RefSeq, a predicted model, not a curated record
GCGGGACAGAGAGAGAGGCAGACACAGAAUCCGCAAAGCAGGCUCCAGGCUCUGAGCUGUGAGCACAGAGCACGACACGGGGUUUGAACCGGUGAACCCUGAGAUCAUGACCAGAGCCAAAGUCAGAUGCUCAACCGACUGAGCCACACAGAUGACCCCAAAUGUUUAUUUAUUCUUGAGAAAGAGAGAGACAGAGAGGGAGACAAAGAAUCUGAAGCAGGCUCCAGGCUCCCAGCUGUCAGCACAGAGCCUGCCCCCAGACUCUAACUCACAACCCCGGAGAUCAUGACCUUAGCGAAGUCGGUGGCUUAACCGACUGAGCCAACCAGGCACCCCCCACUCCCAGAGCCACUCACACGCCCCUCGUUUUCUUUUAUCGCCUCCGUUUCUCCUAAUACGUCAGUUUCCCGAGCGCCUCCUUAUGUUAAUAUUGGUCUUGAGGAGGAAAAGGGGGCCUGCGGAGGAGGGGGUGGCCUCACUUGCCAAGGGAAAGAUGAGCCUUGGGGACCUCUGAACCGAGUAACUCGUUUUGGGGUCCGCACCUGGGGUCUGGAGCUAAGUAAUCCUCGAUCACCCCCAGGGUUAUUUUAGAAGCCUGUGACUGGCAGACAGUGAGGUUGGCCCAAGGACUCCACUUCCCAGGAGGUGUCGGGGCACCGUGCCGAGACUGCGUGUGACGACGGGGUGGGACUCGGUAGCUGCCCGGAUGUGGCGCUGAGCCCGCCGAGCCUGCCCACCCCGGGCGAGAAUUGCCCUGGAGGCUCUGCCCGCAUCGGUGAGCGACGCGGGGAGGACGAUCGCUUUGCCAGAAAAAUUCACUUACGUACAUUCACAUCAUAUUGUAUACUUCAGAGGUGGCUUCUAGGACCUACUGAAGCUUAUUGUCUAGCAGUCCAUGGACUCCGCGGACUCCAAGGGAAGAAUGCAGACAAUCAAAUGUGUGGUCGUAGGAGAUGGGGCUGUAGGUAAGACCUGCCUCCUCAUCAGUUACACAACAAAUGCUUUUCCUGAGGAGUAUAUCCCCACCGUCUUUGACAACUACAGUGCCCAGACAUCUGUGGACGGCCAAAUUGUCAGCCUGAACCUGUGGGACACAGCUGGCCAAGAGGAGUAUGACCGACUGCGAACGCUGUCCUACCCCCAGACCAAUAUCUUUGUCAUUUGUUUUUCUAUUGGUAACCCAUCGUCGUAUGCCAAUGUGAGGCAUAAGUGGCACCCAGAGGUGUCUCAUCAUUGCCCCAAUGUACCUGUCCUGCUGGUAGGCACCAAGAGGGACCUGCGGAAUGACAUUGAGACAGUGAAGAAGCUGAAGGAACAGAGCCUAGUGCCCACAACUCCUCAGCAAGGCACUUCCCUGGCUAAGCAGGUGGGGGCUGUGAAGUAUCUGGAAUGUUCAGCCCUGAUGCAGGAUGGGGUCCAUGAGGUAUUUUCAGAAGCUGUCCGCGCUGUGCUUUACCCUGCCACAAAGAAGAACACCAAGAAGUGUGUCCUCUUAUAGCUUUCAGGGUGCUACUUGGGGCUGCACCUAAGGAGAAUGAGGGGGAUUCCUUUGAUAGCAUUUAACAAUGCCAGCACAAAGCGAUUUGUCUCUUUUCCUAGAACCCGUAAGCUCCAGGUUGUUGGGCUUUUGGAGGAACAAAGACAGCCUAGUUUGUACAUGGCUGCUUUGAAGUUUGGUCUGAAUCUUCUGGAAGAAGUUUGGGGAGAGAGAGAGAGACUGACUUUUACCUCUAAAUUUAGCUUUCCUACUUGUAUUUACCAUUGAGCAAGUGCCUCACAGAAGGACAAGUUUCUACAGUUUUCAGAUCAUUGCCUUAAACUUUCUAAUAUGCUAAUUUUGGAAAAGCAUUUUAUAUGUGAUUCCUGGGUGUUCCCAGUAUUGGCAUGUUCUUCCCAUUCUUGAGAUCAGAUAUUUUUGCAAAAAAAUGGUUAAGCAGCAUUUUUCAAAGUUCUGUGAGAUACUAAUAGAUGUUCCUUAAAAGGGUUCUGUGGUCAAGUAAGUCAGGAACCAGUGAUUUUUUUUUCAGUUUUUGUUUAAAUGCCAGUUACCACACAGUAUAAUAUUAGUUUCAGGUGUACAAUAUGGUGAUUGAACACAUCUGCACAACACCUGGUGCCCAUCACAACAAGUUCACCCCUUAACCCCCAUCACCUAUUUAACCCAGCUCCCACCCACCUCCCUUCUGGUAACCUGUGAUUUAAAUAAAGCUGAAUAGGUUCCUCUACUGCAGGAAUUUGUAACUUUCAAUAAGUAGGCAACAUUUCCCAAAAUUAUUUCACUGAACUUUUUUUGUUUUGGUCCCAUGCAACACCUGUUAACAUCUCUGGAAACACAUUUUCAGAGAUACUCAGUUAAUAGGUACUAGAAAUUCCCACAGAGGCUGCAGGGGGAAAAAAGCAUAAUGUGAUGCUGUUCUUUUUGAGGUUUCCCUCUUUUUUAAUGUUUAUUUAUUUUUGAGAGGGGUGGGGUAGGGGCAGAGAGAGAGGGAGACACAGAAUCUGAUGAGGCUCCAGGCUCUGAGCUGUCAGCACAGAGCCUGACAUGGGGCUUGAACCCACUAACGUGACAUCGUGACCUGAAGUCUGAUGCUUAACUGACUGAGCCAUUCAGAUGCCCCUCCCUCUUUUUAAAAAAAGUUUUAUUUUGAGAGGGAGAGAGAGAGAGCGAGAGAGAGCUAGAGCACACACAAGUGGGGGAGGGGCAGGAGGAGGGAAGACAGAGAGAAAGAGAGAGAGAGAGAUGCAAAUCUGGAACUCAAGAACCUUGAGAUCAUGACCUGAGCCAAAAUCAAGGGUUGGCUGCUUAACCUUAACUGACUGAGCCACCCAUGUGACCCACUGAUGUUUCUUUCCCUCUUUAUGCCUUUGAGAGGAGUAUUCAUCCACUAUGAACUUGUUGUUGGUUCCUCUUCCACCCUCAGGAAAUGGGUUUGGCACUUAGUCAUGAUAGUGCCUUGGGAGUGGGGUCUUGAUGGUCAGAUCUGCUAUCAGAUUAUGAUAGCACUAUGGGCUUGGUGAUGUGGAGUUGAUCCCUCCAUAAAACUGUGUCCCUGAGGUGUCUCUUAGUCCCUGUUUUUCUGUCAGCUUUCACUUUAGGGAAAGAUCACUAAAGGUUAACCCCAUAAAUAAAAACUAACCAACCAACAAACAAAAUGUUCUGGUAGUCAUUGUCAGGGAGUUCUUUGAUUCCCUCAGACUCCUCAGCGUCCUCUGAGUUACCAUAAAGGCUACCUUGCUCUCUUCCUGUUCGUCCCUCCUCUGUACAUCUGCAUCUGUGUGUGUGUGUGUGUGUGUGUGUUCUUGGUUGCCUUUGAGGUCUUGUAGUUGCUCCAAGAGACUUGGAGAGUAUGUUGUAUCUCCAGACCCUGGGGCUGUCACAUUUGUGGGGAUUUUGCUGGAGUUGCUCAGCCUGCUCUGGAGAGUAGGAGUCAGAUUCCUUACCCUGGUAGGCCUGCUUCUCCUUAUCCUCCCUACUUGUAGUUUUGACCUUCUUCAUCUGAUAUAGAAGGAAAACAUAACUUCUCCACCUGGCAGAUAGUGGUUGAGAACUCCGCUGUGCACAUACUCUCUCACCCUGCCAAAAUAAGCAUUGGAUCUUUGAGAGUCUGGGAAAUGGGGUUAAAAGAAUCACAUCCCGCCUUCUGUGGUGGGUGAAGUGCCUGUGUUUUGCUCUGUGAUGGUCUUACUGUUGCUCUUUGACAAUAUAUGAUCAGAUUAGCCCUCAGGUAACUGAACCUCCUGAAUAGGGUUGCCAGAUAAAAGGGAAUACUUUUUUUUUUUACAAAUAAUUUUUUUAAGUUUAUUUAUUUAUUUUGAGAUAGAGAUUGUGAGUGAGGUAGGAGCAGAGAGAGGGAGAGAGAGAGAAUCCCAAGCAAGCUCCAUGCUGUCAGCGCAGAGCCCGACAGGGGGCUCAAACUCACGAACCAUGAGAUCAUGACCUGAGUCGAGAACAAGAGCCAGACACCCAACCGGCUGAGCCACCCUGGCACCCCUACUUUUUUAUAAGUAAUUUUUUACCGUAAGUAUGCACCAUGCAAUAUUUGGGACCUACUUAGAGUAAAGCAUGAUUUGCUGUUUAUCUGAAAUUCAGAUUUAAUGGGUCAUUCUGUAUUUUUAUUUGCUAAUUCUGGCACCCCUAUUUUUGGAGAAUCUGAACCCUGGAGGUCAGGCAGAUACCAAGUAUUGUUAGAAGGUAAAAAGUCAUGUAAGCUCACUAGUCUAACUCCUUUUCUUCUGGUUUUCCUUUCCCUCACCAUGGGCAAAAGUGUUUUGUUUUGAUUUUCCUUUAUCACUGCACCCUCCAUUCCAUACAGUAAUUCAAUGGUGUAUAUUUUUACACCACUGAUUGUCUAAAGCUGUGGGGGAUCCAAGAUGGAUAUUGUCUGGUAGAUGUCUCCUAUCUCAAUUUCAAUGUACUGUAUCUAUUUCCGGUGUGUGACCCAGGGCCCCAGGGUUGUAGGGGCUCUGUGUGAACAGGGUAUUACCUGGAAGAAGGUGAGGAUGGGCCAGUAACACAUUGAAAAGUGGGGGUCUGUUAGAGUAGUGUGACUGUAGGAGUCAACUGGAUGCUGAGUUUUCCCACAGGCAGCCAAAUGAAAGCACCAAUUGCUCGAGUGUAUUCUAGUCUCAGGAUGUUCUGAUUGAUGCUGCCUGAGGUGCUCACAGGACUUCGUGGUUGAAAGGGGCUAGAAACGUGGCUGACGCUUGUGUCUCUGGGAACUUUCUGUGUAGCUACUGAAAUCUCUUAAAUUGGCUUUUAAUUUAAUUGUGGCUCCUGCUCCCACUUUGCCUGGCAAAUUCCCAAAUGUAAGCCUGGGUUGGGUUUGGUCAAAGUUGUGUCCUCUAAUGAACGGAGAUUUGAUCCACAAGUCUGAGAGUGCGCCCCUGAAUUGGGCUGUUCUGAUGGUCCUAAACAUACACUGGCAUCUUGAUUUUUUUUACUUAAAAGGAUUUUGUAUCAAGACUAACAUGCUAAUAUCACUUUUUAAAUUGUUCAUAAUGGAUGGUAAUAAACUUUUCUGAUUUUA